UCGGCAGUUGGCCUUCUACCUUGUGUGAGAAUUGACGUGGACUCCGUGGCAUUAUAACAGCUACAUAGUGCAUAAUAUAUAGUAUAAUUUUUUAAAAGCACAAAAUUAAAUUUCGGAAAGUUACCUAUAGUAAUUUUUCUUUUUAAAGAAAACUGAUUCGAAGGCGUUCACGAUGAUCGUACGACCCUCAGUUUCGACAGAGCCGAUUUCAACGAAAAUCAAAGUCAAAGGUUUCGAGAUAAACUACUUUCAAGUUGGAAACGGACCACAGAAAUUGGUAAUACUUCCUGGAGUGCUGGGUCAAAUUGGUGAUUUUGGACCGCUGACGGAAAGCCUCGAUGGUGCAAAAUAUACGAUAUACAUAUGUGAUCCUCCAGGUUACGGUUUGAGUCGACCACCUAACAGAGAUUUUUCACCGGGAUUUUUGUACCGCGACGCCGAUAGUGCCAUUGCGCUUAUGGAGACGUUGGGCAUCGAAAAGUAUUCGAUGUUGGGCUGGUGCAACGGCGGGUGCACCGCGAUGAUCGCGGCGUCCAGGGCCGCAGAUCGGGUCGACAAGCUGGUGGUGUGGAGCUGCAACGCUUACGUGACGGCCAAAGACCUUGAGUACUACGAGACGACGCGCGACGUGCACGACUGGCCCGAAGGGAGGAGAAUUUCGCAAUUCAAAGCGUACGGCGAGAAGUACGUGUCGGACACUUGGUCCGGGUGGAUAGACGCGUUCCGGAAAAUUCUCGACGAGGACGACGGUGACGUGUGCCGCGACGCACUGGCCAAGAUAAAGGCGCCCACGCUAAUUCUGCACGGAGCAAAGGAUGUGUUCGUACCGAUCGAGCAUGGUGUAUAUCUUCACGAAAACAUCAAUCGGUCGACACUUGAAAUAUUUCCAGAAGGCAAGCAUAUCUUACAACUUAUGUACCCUGAGAAGUUUGUUUCGAUAGUGGAUAACUUUCUUUCUUCUGUGCAGUAGUGCAUAGGUAACCACAAUCACUUGCCAUAUACGUUUAUAAGCUAUAAUAUUGUAAAUGACUUUUAAUAUUGCAAGAAGGUAUUAACCUACACAUGAAAUAUAAUGUUAUAACUAAAUAAAGUAAGUGUACAGAGAUA
Molecule: messenger RNA, 1107 nt
Organism: Metopolophium dirhodum (rose-grain aphid)
Lineage: Eukaryota; Metazoa; Arthropoda; Insecta; Hemiptera; Aphididae
Product: valacyclovir hydrolase-like
Exons: 5
Coding region: 173-970 (265 amino acids)
Source: RefSeq, a predicted model, not a curated record